Molecule: messenger RNA, 1137 nt
Organism: Strongyloides ratti
Lineage: Eukaryota; Metazoa; Nematoda; Chromadorea; Rhabditida; Strongyloididae
Product: Putative methyltransferase KIAA1456
Exons: 3
Coding region: 1-1137 (378 amino acids)
Biological process (GO): tRNA wobble uridine modification
Cellular component (GO): nucleus; cytoplasm
Molecular function (GO): S-adenosylmethionine-dependent methyltransferase activity; tRNA binding
Source: RefSeq, a predicted model, not a curated record
AUGAAUUUAUUUAAUAAAAAUAUUAAGGAGUCUUUUAAUAAGACUAAUAAUGAUAAUAUUUGUAAACAAAUUGAAUAUGAAUAUGUUCAUGAUGUUUAUACACAAUUAGCAGGUCAUUGUUUACGUGUAUGUAAAAAUACUCCAAAAUCAUCAUCAAAAAAUGGUAGAGUUACCCAAUGGCCUGUUGUUAAAAAAUUUUUAAAAGAACUUCCAGAUGGUUGCGUAAUCUUAGAUAUUGGUUGUGGGCAAGCUAAAUAUGAAUUAGAAAAUGGUUAUAUUAUAGGAUUUGAUUGUUGUUGCGAUGUUUUAAUAAAGGCAGAGAAAAGGCAUAAUGUUGAUGUUUUAGUUGCAGAUACAUUAAAUAUUCCUAUUAAAAAAAAAAGUAUAGAUGCAGCUUUAUGUGUUUCCGUUAUACAUCAUUUUACUUCUUUAGAAAGACGUAAAGAAGCCUUAUUAUCAAUAUCAGAAUGUUUAAAACCUAAUUCAUUACUUUUUAUUAAUGCUUGGGCAUUUGAACAACCAAAUGGAAAAUUUCCAUCUAGUGAUGUUUUAGUACCAUGGAAUUUACAUGAUAUUAAAAAACCAUUUUUUAAAUUUAAUAAUGAAAGUACAAGAGAAGAAAGAAUAAUCAAAAGUUCAAUUCCAAUAAAUCUAUCAAAUGACAAUUCUAUAUCUAAUUGGUUUUCAAAUAAAAUAACAAAAAUUUUACCAACAACAAUAUCUAAUUUUAUCAAAUUUAAUGAUACACCAACAAAGUCAAAAUUAGUUGAUACAAAUAAUAAAAAUGAUAUAAUUCCACCAGCUAUACCAAAAAUUGUUGAAUCACUUAAAAGACAAUCAACAACAGAACAAUUAUUUUGUGGAAUAAAAAGAUGGAGUCCAAUGAUAGGAAGAAAAUUAUUAUCAUUUGUUAAAAAUGUUGAAGAACAGUAUGCUGAUGAGAUUACUGAUGAAAUUUUUGCUGAUGCAUUUACAGAAAUUUUAAGUAUGUUACAUGAAGUAACAUAUUAUAGAUAUUAUCAUGUAUUUAAAAAAGGAGAAUUAGAAAGUUUAAUUGAUAGUAUUCCUGGAUUAAAAACAGUAGAUUCUUUUUAUGAUUCAGCAAAUUGGUGUUGUAUAGUUGAGAAAAUUGCGUAA